CCCGCCUCCACUGUCCUCCCCUGGACCUUCAUCGCUUUGCCCGACCCUCGCUCUCCUCGCUCCCCUUACCCAGUGCCGCCAGCUUCUGGGGACAUCCAAAAGUCCCCGUCCCGCCGCCACCUGCAGCUGCGAAGGCAGUUCGGGGCCGUCCGGAGCCGCCCGGACAUUAGAGGCUGCUGCACCGGGCCUCAGCCACCCCUCCGGAUGCUGGUGCUGCCGUCCCCUUGCCCCCAGCCCCUGGCGCUUCCCUCUGUUGAGGCCAUGGAGGCCCCUCCCCCUCGGACAGGCAGGUCCCCUGAACCUGGACCUUCCUCCUCCACCGGAUACCCCCAGACUUCGUCCCCUCCAAGGCCCAACCACUACCUUCUCAUUGACACCCAGGGUGUGCCCUACACAGUGCUGGUGGACGAGGAGUCGCAGAGGGAGCCUGGGGCCGAUGGGGCUUCAGCGCAGAAAAAGUGCUACAGCUGCCCUGUGUGCUCCAGGGUCUUCGAGUACAUGUCAUACCUUCAGCGACACAGCAUCACCCACUCGGAGGUAAAGCCGUUCGAGUGUGACACCUGCGGGAAGGCAUUCAAGCGGGCCAGCCACUUGGCGCGGCAUCACUCCAUUCACCGCGCGGGUGGUGGGCGACCCCACGGCUGUCCGCUCUGCCCUCGCCGCUUUCGGGAUGCAGGGGAGCUAGCCCAGCACAGCCGCGUGCACUCGGGCGAGCGCCCAUUUCAGUGCCCACACUGCCCGCGCCGCUUUAUGGAGCAGAACACGCUGCAGAAGCACGCGCGGUGGAAGCAUCCGUGACCUGGUAUCGGGCAUCCCAGGGUCAUGGGGCUCCUGGAGCUGGGACUACUGAAGCCCUGAGGCGCUGUUGGAGGUGCAGGCCCGCGUUCGGGGCCCUGGACACAGAUGGAACUGGUCUCCUCUGGAGGUGAUGCCUUACCUGGAGCAGGAGUCCCUGAGCCAUUGCUUGGAGCUCAGCGCUUUGGAGUGUGAUGAGCGCAAGUAAACCUUCACACAGAAUGGAGUCCUAUGACUGAAGACCCGGAUAGUCCAUGAUGGAGCCCUGACUGGAGGGGUGAAUGGGGAAAAUGUUGUGCCUGAAAAUUCUCCCCCUCAGGAAAGUGGCAGGGGUCCUUAGGAGUCCCCACUAUCUUCUAGAGGCCACUAUGCUGCCAUUGGGCAGGGUCCAGACCUGCCUUCCUCUCCCAACCAGGGCUUGAGGCUGGACAUCCAAUAAACAGCUUCCUACUCUGAGCCCUUCUGUUCUUGGAGACUGCAUCUUGAACCUGGUAGAACCUACUUACUAUGGGCUUUGGCUGUCCUGGUUGGGGAAUGGGACUGUUGGCCUGCCCUAGGGUCAGGCUUCUCUCAGCUCCUGAAGACCUGUGUCAUCUGGAAGAGUGUUUUAAAACUUUUUUUAAAAACCAUAACCCAUUGUAACAUACAUGUUUUAUAUGAAAGCCCAGUAUACAGAUACACAAAAUGUAUGUGAAAAAAGUUCAACAAUAGUUACCUUUAGUAUGUGCAGGGCACCUUGAUAUUUUUUUUUUAAUUUUACUAUUUUUAUUUGAAAUGUAGAGUCCGUCCUACUAUAUUAAAUUCUCUGCCCAUGAACCUGCAAUUUGGAAAACACUGAUCUAGGGCAGGUGGCUCCCCCUGGACUUUCUGAUCCAGGCUGCAAUUUAUCUAUAAAGUGAAGCAGGAAGGGGGAACUGGUUACAGUUUUUUUGGUUGGGGCAGACAUUCAGACUCUCCUCCACAGGGCCGAAACCUUGGUCUUAUAAGGGCUUCAUAGUCCCAGAGUACAGGUGCUGCUUGUGAAUGGGAGUAGAGGCAGGUGGAACUGAGCUUAAUAAAUAUCUGCCUCCUUAGUGCAUCUUGCCUAUUUUGUGCCAGGCACUGUGC
This is a messenger RNA of Sciurus carolinensis (gray squirrel), 1902 nucleotides long. RefSeq names its product zinc finger protein 581 (gene Znf581). The record is from RefSeq and is a predicted model, not a curated record. Gene Ontology annotation, molecular function: RNA polymerase II transcription regulatory region sequence-specific DNA binding; DNA-binding transcription factor activity, RNA polymerase II-specific. Lineage: Eukaryota; Metazoa; Chordata; Mammalia; Rodentia; Sciuridae. The coding region runs from base 205 to 798 and encodes 197 amino acids. Gene Ontology annotation, biological process: regulation of transcription by RNA polymerase II. The transcript has 2 exons. Gene Ontology annotation, cellular component: nucleus.